This is a messenger RNA of Hydractinia symbiolongicarpus, 528 nucleotides long. RefSeq lists its product as uncharacterized. Gene Ontology annotation, cellular component: cytoplasm; nucleus. NCBI's taxonomy places the organism in Eukaryota, Metazoa, Cnidaria, Hydrozoa, Anthoathecata, Hydractiniidae. The record is from RefSeq and is a predicted model, not a curated record. Gene Ontology annotation, biological process: protein phosphorylation; mitotic DNA damage checkpoint signaling. The coding region runs from base 1 to 528 and encodes 175 amino acids. Gene Ontology annotation, molecular function: ATP binding; protein serine/threonine kinase activity. The transcript has a single exon.
AUGUGUCAAGAUAAGAGUCAAACAUUAUCCCGUUCUCUUAACUUUCAAGUGAAUUAUUUCGCCUCCUCUGAUGUACAAAAGUUUAGUUUGCUUGGUGAUGGUGUUUUUGGUAAAGUUUACAAGGGUUGUAUUACGAGCAUGAAUCAAGUUGUGGUUGCAAAAACUGUCCCUUCAAGUCGUUUUUUGGAUAUUUUAGCUGAAUGCAAAAUAGGAAUGUUGAUGGCUGGCCACAUCAAUUUCCCAUUUAUGUAUGGAGUAGUAAAACUAGACACAUUACUUAUUGAAUUUGUACGUGAUGAGUGUGGAGCACAGUCACCAACUUUAAACGACUUUUUUGAAAGAUCACUUGACAGUGCUAAUAUGAAAAAUACAUUAAAUAUUUGCAUUGAUUUGUGUAAGGCUAUCCAUGACCUUUAUGUAAAUGGUAUUCUACAUAAUGAUUUACACCCUCAAAAUGUCCUAAUCAAAAAUAACCAGUGUGCGAAAAUAAUAGACUUUAGUAAAGCGACACUAGUGACUUUGUUUUAA